Molecule: messenger RNA, 2540 nt
Organism: Cucurbita maxima (winter squash)
Lineage: Eukaryota; Viridiplantae; Streptophyta; Magnoliopsida; Cucurbitales; Cucurbitaceae
Product: protein CUP-SHAPED COTYLEDON 3-like
Exons: 4
Coding region: 1250-2140 (296 amino acids)
Biological process (GO): regulation of DNA-templated transcription
Molecular function (GO): DNA binding
Source: RefSeq, a predicted model, not a curated record
GUGGGUUUUCCCUCAAGUUUUUAAAGUCGAUGAUGGAAAUUUUUCAAUUUCACGCCCACUGAUCCUACCGCGUUGGUUCCCCGAGACCCACGGUCCAAUUCUAAAGCUCCCAUUCACCGAGCCCGAUCAAUUUAUUAGCAGAUUCGAAGCACCCCAACUCAGGGAAAGAAUAUUCCAUUUUCCCCCUGAAUCCUUGGCCGUUCUCAAAGCCAGAGCAAACACAGAGCACAAAACCAACAAAAUCUCCUCCUUCCAAUCCCUAUCCGCACUCGUCUGGAGAAGCACAACACGAGCCCGUGGCCUAUCCCCGGAUCAAACCACCGGGUGCAGAUUGGCAACAAACAACAGAUCGAGGCUAAAUCCAUCGUUACCUGAAAAUUACUUCGGGAAUUCGAUUCAAGCCAUAAGAGGGGUUGCGACAGUAAAGGAGCUCCUGGAAAACAAUCUCGGAUGGGCGGCGUGGAAAUUGCACGAGGCUGUAGUGAGCCACGACGACGAGAAGGUGCGAAAUCACGUGAACAAGUGGCUGGAAUCUCCGUUCGUGUAUCAAAUCGCCCAAUUAUUUGAUCCGUUGAGUGUGAUGAUGGGAAGCUCCCCUAGAUUCAACAAGUAGGGGAACGUGUUUGGAAUGGGGAAGGCCUUGGCUCUUCGAAGUGGGUAUGCGCAUAAAUUCGACGGGAAAGUAUCUUGCUUCCCAGGAUCUGAAGGAGGCGGAAGCAUGGAUCUGGAGCUGUGUCUUCUACCAGAUUUCAUGAGUGCUCUUGAAGCUGAUAAUGAAUUCAUGAAUGCCGAAUGUAAGAAAUUGGUUAGUUUUUGUGGUUUUUAGUCUCCCACGAGCCCAAAUAAAGACUCCAUUUUUAACGUUGUUGAAUUAUUGGACUCCCAAAAGGGAGGGAAUUUACAAUUUUACCAUUUUGAAAGCAAACCACAUCUCGAAUUCCAGAUGGAGUGCCAAAAAGUCUUUGUACACAGCCGUCACUAACCAAUCAGAUUCAGCGUACAGAAGAAGACAAAUUAAGGCAACUUAGGCAUUCAAUCACCGCAGUUGAAUUACGACACGUGUGUUAAAUUGGAGAUGGAUAUUUGUAAUCUCGGAUCCAACGGCCCAAACAAACCGACUUGAAUAUAAGAUCACGCCAGAUGCAGGCAUGUAAGAAAGCCUUCAGCUACAAGUUUCCGGUUUGGGCGCACAUUACAAAUACGAACCAAAAAAAGACGCCUUGUUUUACGCUGCCGCGAAGGCAUAUUUAUGGAAGUUCUUCAGCCUUUCCAACCGGCUUCUUCCUCCUCCUGUCUCCUUCCCGGUUGUUGUUUUUCCCCCUCCGAUGAGCAGAUCCUCUGCUUCUACCUCCCCAACAAGACCACCGCAUCCAUUUCCCCCAAUUCGCUCGCCAAUGGCGUUUCCCCCGGCUAUAACUUAAUCAAAGACCUCGACCCCUUCGACUACGAUCCUUUCGAUUUGCCGGACUCCGCGUGUUUUUCUUACGGUUCCAGGGGAAGAAAGAAGCACUGGUACUACUACUCAGUAAGUGUUUUUAGUGAGGAAAGAGGACGGAUAAGAAUGAAGAGCGGGUAUUGGAGAAGAAAAAGGAGAGCGAGAGAGGCGAUUAUCCAUCGAGGAGUUGUUCUUGGGAUGAAGACCAGUUUUGUGUUCUAUUGGGGGAAUUCGAUCGAGAACGCUGUGAAGACUAAUUGGAUCAUGUACGAGUAUGCCCUAGGCGAUCAUUUUAAGGCUUCUUUUGUACUGCAUCGGGUAUUUUUUAGAGGUUGGGGACAUGGCAUUUCGGGUAAUGGCUUAAGUGCUUAUGGUGACGGAAGUGUCUCAGCAGUAUGUCAUAAUGGCAAUCAGGAAGAUGGAAUUCCAGUAACCAAUUUGGUUGAUGCUGAGCCUUGUGAAGGGGAUACUUUGAACACAACCAAUGGCAUCGCAGGACAUGAAAUGGGUUGUGCGGAGAAGCCAAAUUGUGUGCUCGUUACAGAUCCUGUUACCACUUUGCAAGUCCCAUCAGAAGCUUACCCUUGCGGGAUGAUGGCUCCCUCGCCUGUAACCCCUACUGGUUCAAUCUCUAUUCUGGACGGAGAUUUUAUAGAAUUAAACGAUCUUGAUGAUCAGUUGGAUCCGGAAGAUAUCAGUCGAUGAGUGUUAAUUCUCAGGCUUAUUCCUGCCUGACGUUAAAUUUCAGAUGGGGUACAAAUUCUUCAGGGAAACUCUGUCUCUUAAUGCGAAAGAAACUCUGUCUUGGAGUUAGCAAGAUUGCAUAAGGGAGGGGAGCAAAUUACCGGUUGAGGUAAUAGAUCGCUUUUCUUUAUGCUGUUUGCUUCAGUUUAUUCUUCUCCCCACGUUUCAGGGAAUGAGUAGCUUUUCUUUUUGUUUUUAUGUUUGUUUCAGUGGAUGUAAAUUUGCAAUUGGCUAAAUGUUUGGCAUUUUUGUUCUGAUAAACAAGGGGAUGUUGAUUUAUUCACCCAAAUUGGAAGAAGACAUGAAUGUUGGUGUAAUUAAUGCUAUUCUGCAUCAGCCAUUGAAUUGCUAUUCUGCAUCA